GCUUGAUAUGCCGCAUUUACCGAGCAAGUGUUUCUUUCACAUGCCCGAGGCCUUAGGGUCCAUGUCUACCAGUGACCGCAUCAUAUGCCGAAAGCCUCACGCGAGCUUUGCACACUGCCUUCGCCUGUAUCACCUCUGUAGUAUACUCCAGUGGUCUUUGCAAUAGCUUGUAACGUGCUACCAAAGUCUCGACGCGUCUUCCAACUCGACCGCUGAUGACGUUGUUCAUGUGCUGCUAAUUAACGUUACUGCAUGGCAGCACUAGACACGCCCUGGCUAGAGCAUAUGUCCAGCCCUUCAAAGCCCUCCAACGAUGCGUCGCCGCAGCCCCCCGGCGACCCGAAUCCGCCAACCUAUGCCACCUUCUCGCCCUCUAGCAUAGGGCAAGUAACGCCGCAAACGAAGCUCCGCUCUGCUAUACUCGUGCACCAGAAGUCGCCUCUGCUCGCUGCCACGCCACCGCAAGUCACGCGCGUGCUCGCGUACUCGCAUCCGUUCUUGUUGCCUUUGAACAAACUCGCCGGACUGUUAACAUGGACCACCGGGGACUCAUGGGAGAGCUUCAUACUGGUUGCCAGCUUCUGGGCGGCUGUCAUGUAUGGUGACGCCAUCACACGAUACGCUGGGCCCAUCAUCGUUGUGUCGAGCCUGAUCCUAGGCAUGUACGCGCGCAGAUACUCACCGUUGUCAUCGACAGGGUGGACUGGGGAGAAGGGCCAGAAGGGGCAUAAGCGGGCAGAGUCUGACAGCAACAUCAAACACCACAAGAGUCUGGAGGAGAUUGUGGAAGAUCUGAAGCUGUUUACGUCACGCUGUAACAUACUAUUGGACCCAUUCUUGCGGUUGACGGACUUUCUAUCAACACAGCGCACGGCAACGUCAGCGACCACACGUCCAGCACUCACUGUACUGUUCAUUCGCAUUAUUUUCGUCCUGCCGCUCUGGGUCGCCCUCACACUGCCUCCCCUGUACAUCCUGACAACAAAGCGGGUGGUGUUAGCCGUUGGCACUGUGGUCUUGAGUUGGCACUCGCGUCCUGCACGCGUGACCCGUACCUUACUCUGGCGCUCACGUACGGUCCGUCGAAUCUGCGUAUUUGUCACUGGCCUUGACUUCGGCGACGCUCCCAACUCCAAAGGCCAGCAACCGCCACCCCUCCCACCAAGAAAGAAGAGCACACAGGAAGUUGCUGCGUCACUUGCGGCUAAGCGUCGCCCUGAAUCAACUGGCGUCCGCUUCACGUUCUCAAUCUAUGAGAACCAACGCCGAUGGCUGGGUAUUGGCUGGACAUCCUCGAUGCUAGCAUACGAACGCGCAUCUUGGACAGACGAACACAUGAAUCCCGUCCCCGACAAGGAACGCUUCGAACUCCCCGAAGUCGAGGGCGGCGCCUCACGCUGGCGAUGGGUCCAAGGUAGCUCCUGGGCCAUCGAGACCGGCGACUCGGACACCAAAGUGCCCAAAGGCGCAAGCAAGGAGGAAAUGGGCUGGAUAUACUACGACAACAAGUGGCGCGACGGUCGCAGAGGCCAGGAUGGCUGGGGCCGUUACACGCGCCGCCGCAAAUGGUACCGCGACGCCGAACUCGUCGAAUCGACGCCCAGCACGGACACUACACCCGCGCCCACGCCGCGCGCCAACCCGAUGCAACCUUCCUUCCCAGACCCGAAUCACCUCACCAAGCUGUCCUCCAACACGUCCACGGCCUCGAGCCGCGACCCGACGCUCGUGUCCAGCGAGUACGCGGCCAGCGUAGCAUCGGAGCGGAGCGAGGUCGGCGACGGCGAAGACGCGCAGAGCACGCAGAGCAAGCGCAGCUGGUUCAAGAAGAAGAAUCGAACGAAGAGCAACGCAGGGAGUGUGGGAAAGGAGACGGUGGGCAGCGGCGGGACAGACGGUGGCCGGGAGCGGAACGAGGACGACGUCAUGACGCCGCUUGAGCGGACGGCGAGGGAGGAUGAGUGGAGGCUCGGUGAUGAUAUUAGGCAACAUCUGGAUAUUUGAGAUGGCUGCGUGAUGCACAUAUAGAGUAACAACAUGCGUGAAUUCGAUGAAUCAAGCUUUGGUUAUUGUCGUUAGUGAAG
This is a messenger RNA of Didymella exigua CBS 183.55, 2084 nucleotides long. Its product is annotated as Pex24p-domain-containing protein. Bases 286 to 2004 code for a protein of 572 amino acids. Gene Ontology annotation, biological process: peroxisome organization. The transcript has 3 exons. Gene Ontology annotation, cellular component: peroxisomal membrane. Lineage: Eukaryota; Fungi; Ascomycota; Dothideomycetes; Pleosporales; Didymellaceae. The record is from RefSeq and is a predicted model, not a curated record.